Cryptococcus amylolentus CBS 6039 is the source of this 1368-nucleotide messenger RNA. RefSeq lists its product as hypothetical. The transcript has 4 exons. The coding region runs from base 1 to 1284 and encodes 427 amino acids. The record is from RefSeq and is a predicted model, not a curated record. Lineage: Eukaryota; Fungi; Basidiomycota; Tremellomycetes; Tremellales; Cryptococcaceae.
AUGGGAAUCUUUGGCUCAUCCGACCCUGUCAAGCAGGCCGAAAAGCACCUGGCUAAAGAGGCCAAGGAGGAGGAGAAGAAUAUUGCUCAGGCUGAGAAGAGUAUUGCUCGAGCUGAGAAGGCCGAGGGCAAGAUUGCAAAGUCGGAAGCAAAGGCCGAGAAGCAACACGAUAAAGCUUCCAAGGUCGAGGGUAAGGCUGCCGGCGUUCUCAACAAGGCUACUACCAGUAAGCGUUCAUGCGUGAGUAUCAGGGCCGGGGCUAACGACGGGACAGAGCACGACGCUGCGGCUCAGAAAGAGAACGCGGCCGCUUCCGAGGUCAACAAGCAGCAGAGUGCGCACAACACCAUCGAGCGUACUAUCGAGCAGAAGAAGGCCGAUCUCCAGAAUCUCGAAGCCCAGCACAAGGCCAACGAGAGUAACCGAGACUCGAAGCUUCAACAGAUCGCCUCUGGCGGGUCUGGCUCUCAUCACAAGGGCGAGGCCGCUGCUGCUGGGGUAGCCGGAGCCGGGGCGACUGGUGCGGCAGCUCAUCACCAUAACAAGAAUGCUGCUGUCAACGAGCCUCAAUCUACACAGACUCAGGGCGCCACAGGUGGCGCGUACGGUCAACAGCAGUACGGUCACCAGCAAGGGGCAGCCCCUACUUCUUCCACCGGUUAUGGGGAGACUAGGUCCGGGAACGGGACGGGUGCAGCUCUCGGGACCGGGGCUGUUGGUGGAGCAGGUGCGGGCGCACUUGCAGGCCACCACGGGUCUUCCGCUCAAGACCCUUCAUUGACUUCUGGAUCCGCCGCCCAGCAAGGCUCUACCGGGGCAUACGGGGCUCAGCAGGUUCCUGCUUCUUCUACCUACGAGCAGGGUGUCCCUCAGUCUCAAGGCUCGACCGGAGCUUAUGGGGCUCAGCAGGGCACUGGUCAGGGUCUCCAGCAGGGCACGGGCUAUGGAACCCAACAGUCUACGGGCGCGACAUCUGGACCCCCUUCUGGCUUGCAUUCUGGAGCUACUCGGGGCGGAUAUGAGAGUGGUGUGGGUGGAACCACCUACACUGGUGCAGGCUCUCAGGGCCAGCAAGCCGGAUCUCAGCAAGUUGGCUCGCAAGACUAUGCUUCGGGCGGCCAGUCUGGGUACGCUUCUCAAGGUGUCACUGGUCAGUCUGGCACCCACGCUGGGACUGGGACUGGACAUGCGACUUCAGGUAGCGAUACGGGGGGAUAUGGAGGUAUCUCUCAGCAGGGUGUCGGUGAGGGCGAGCGAAUCACUCAGGCUGUUCGCCAGUUGUAAACAGAGGGGAAGAAAUUGUAGCUCUAGUCUUAAACACGUAUAUUCAGACGCGUGGUAUGUAGCCUAAUUGGAAAAUGCAAAUAG